Parus major (Great Tit) is the source of this 4533-nucleotide messenger RNA. RefSeq names its product NK2 homeobox 1 (gene NKX2-1). The transcript is spliced from 3 exons. Gene Ontology annotation, biological process: regulation of transcription by RNA polymerase II; cell differentiation. Gene Ontology annotation, cellular component: nucleus. The record is from RefSeq and is a predicted model, not a curated record. Lineage: Eukaryota; Metazoa; Chordata; Aves; Passeriformes; Paridae. The coding region runs from base 268 to 1368 and encodes 366 amino acids. Gene Ontology annotation, molecular function: RNA polymerase II cis-regulatory region sequence-specific DNA binding; DNA-binding transcription factor activity, RNA polymerase II-specific.
GCCCGCCGCCUCGGCUCCGGGAGCCCUGCCCUGGCACCCCGUACCUGGCCCCACCCUGGCCCUCUUGGCCGGGAACGGCCCGGAGAAGGAAAGGACGGGGAGGGUGUCGAGGACUAGGGCAGGAGGGCUCAGCCGUCCUCCAGCAACUGGGGAAGGAGGGAAAGAGCUGAGCGGAGGCAACGCCGCUGCCCUCGCUCGCACAGAGCUUUGCGAGUGGGGCCGCCAGGGACCGGUGGCGAAGGAGCCCCGAGAACCCCCAGCUGCGAGAUGCUCCACGCCGUGGGCAGCUGGAGGAGCAACUGUGCGUGCUCUGCGGAGGGCCGCCGAAUCAUGUCGAUGAGCCCAAAGCAUACGACUCCUUUCUCAGUGUCUGACAUCUUGAGUCCUUUGGAGGAAAGCUACAAGAAAGUGGGCAUGGAGGCCAGUAACUUGGGGGCUCCCCUGUCAGCCUACAGACAGUCUCAGGUUUCUCAGCCGGCCAUGCAGCAGCACCCCAUGGGCCACAACGGAACAGUGACUGCCGCCUACCAUAUGACAGCGGCAGGGGUCCCCCAGCUCUCCCAUGCUACUAUGGGGGGCUAUUGCAAUGGGAACCUGGGCAACAUGAGCGAGCUGCCGCCUUACCAGGACACCAUGAGGAACAGCGCUUCGGCGACAGGAUGGUACGGCACCAACCCGGAUCCCCGCUUUUCCUCAAUCUCCCGCUUCAUGGCGCCGUCCUCGGGCAUGAACAUGGGAGGCAUGGGCAGCCUCGGCUCCCUGGGAGACGUGAGCAAGAGCAUGGCCCCGCUCCAGAGCACGCCGCGGAGGAAACGGAGGGUCCUUUUUUCGCAGGCCCAGGUUUACGAGCUGGAGAGACGUUUCAAGCAACAAAAAUACCUCUCCGCCCCGGAGAGGGAACAUUUAGCCAGCAUGAUACAUCUCACCCCGACUCAGGUCAAAAUCUGGUUCCAGAAUCACCGCUACAAGAUGAAACGCCAGGCCAAAGACAAGGCUGCGCAGCAGCAGAUGCAACAGGAGAACGGCUCCUGCCAGCAGCAGCAGUCUCCCAGAAGGGUGGCGGUGCCAGUGCUUGUGAAGGAUGGCAAGCCCUGCCAAGCAGGCUCCAACACACCCACAGCAGCUAUCCAGAGCCAUCAGCAGCAGGCAGCUACAACGAUCACAGUGGCUACCAAUGGCAACAGCCUCGGACAGCAUCAGAGCCACCAGACAAACAGUGCGGGGCAGUCUCCAGACAUGGGACAGCACUCGGCCAGCCCUUCCUCUCUGCAGAGCCAAGUCUCCAGUUUGUCUCACCUAAACUCUUCUACUUCUGACUAUGGCACUGCCAUGUCUUGCUCCACCUUGCUAUACGGUAGGACCUGGUAAAAGGAUUAAACAAAAAAAAAAAAAAAAAAAAAAAGAAAAAAGAAAAAAAAAACAACAACAAAAAACAAACCCAACAAAUUUUCCCAGUUACACAAAUCUCUGUCCUCUCCAAACUACUGUGUGCUUUUUUUUUUUUUUUUUUUUUUUUUUUUCCUUCGGUUUUUUUUUUGUUUUUUUUUUUAAUGCGCUUCUCCCUUUCCCCCGUUUUACUGAGUGGUCUCUGCAGACCUCUAGGAGAGAGAGACACUUUUUUGUUCCGUCUUAUUGUUACUGUUGAUGGUUUUGGGUCUUUAUGUUUUUUCUCCCCCAAAGUUGUCCUACGGGGUGUAUAAAAAUAUUCAGACUAAUAACCAUGGAGCAGUCUGCAGAAAGAGGACCAUCUUUAGGCAUGGUCUGAAGACUUGGAUAUCAGAUGUACACUUUGCCAGCGUCUAGGACUUGCAUGUAAAUACAGAGAUUUUGGGGGAUGGGGUGGUUUUCCCCCCCAAAAAAUGCAUUCGCGUCACCCAGACACAAGAAGCAGCUUCCCCCUCCCCAGUCUCUCCCAGCCCGCCGCCAGGGCCAGCGGAUGGAGACGUGGAGUCAUCAAAGGCUUGGCUUUUAUUUUCCUCCUUACGUUUGAUGUGAACCUGUAGCUGUAUAAUGCUGUCAAAAGUUGGACUAAACCCAUAGUUUUUAGUAGCCUGUAUAUUUUGUUGUAAAAAGAAAAGGAAAAAAAUACAAUCAACCAAACCAACCCCCACCUUUUUUAUGGACACUGAUCACCCCGUCGUAAAUCCUCUGGCAGUUUGUUAUUUGCGCACGCCGCCUUUUCCUGUUGUAACUUAUGUAGAUAUUUGGCUUAAAUAUAGUUCCUAAGAAGCUUCUAAUAAAUUAUACACAUUACAAAUAUUCUUUUUUAUUUUCCCCUUUGGUUUCCCCUCCCGACGCUCCUUUCCUUGAAUCUCUCUCCUUUUUUUUCCCCCUUACCCGCCCCCCCUUUUUUUUUUCUUCUUGGUGGAAAAACAACCCGGGAUGUUGCCAGAUCCCGGAAGGCCCCUGCCCCUCCCAGGGCCCAGACCCUGUUCCCAAAGGGGAGCUGUGCCAGAGGGUUAACGGGAUACAGGAUCAGUUCUCAGCGUGCAAACAGGACAAGCAAACGCGUGGGAUUCACGAACUCGAGAGCGAAGGAAUCGAGUCCAAAUUCAUUAGCCCGAUUAUUUUUGGGGGGAUGAGGGUGGGGGCGGGGGGCACCUCAGAGACUUCUUGCUAGAGAAAGCAAAGUAUUCCGGAACUAGAAAUUCAAAUGCCAAAGGCACGGAGGAGAAAGAAGGUAAAAGUCUAACGCCAUUAGGAAAAAAACCUAAAAUAACGAAGAACCUGCUGUCAGUAUAGAACGUGAGUCCGAUUUAAAGUGUCCAGUUUUAAUAUCUUGUAAGAAAAAAAAAAAAAAAAAAGAAAGAUAAUUUCUACCAGGUUUUCCUAUGUACUUGUAUUUUAAGGGAAGUACAGUCACCUUAUUUAUAAUCAAAAUAAAAAGAUAGUUUAUUGUGUACAACAUGUAGUUUGAAUUAACUUUCUUUAUCAGGCUGUGUUUAAUUUUCUACAUAUCCAUAUAUUUAAUUUUCUACAUAUCCAACCCCUCACGCCCGCACCCGGCCACGCAGGUUCCCCUGCCCAGCCCACCCCGCUACCCAGGCGGAGAUCAGCCGCAGGCUGCGGCUCGCUGCAACUCAGACGGGCUUCGGCUGGUUGGUUUGGGUGCUGUUCUUCGUGUCGAUUUUCUAAGGGGGGGUUGUUUGUUUGUUUGUUUAUUUGUUGGGGGUUAUUUUGUGUAGCCGUUUGGGAAGUUUGUAAAGAAGGAGAUGAGGAGAAAGUGCGUGCGCGCACGUGGGUGGCUGCGCAAAGGUGCGCGCCGGGCUGAGACACACAGGGGCGUUUGGUAGGAAGGUAAAUAUUGUCGGUAAUGCAAGGCAGAUAGAUGUUAACUGUUCUGUAAAUAUAUAAAGCAUAUGAAGCUAAGCAGCUCAUAUCUGACGAGUCCUAAAUCCCUGAAAUUCUCUAUUUUUCAGGUCCCAAAUAUCGCUUUUGUGAGUAUAACAAAAUAAGAAGUGUCCCCACUCUAAAAGCGUGUUUUCCUUUGCGUCUGCUGCUCGGUUUCGUUUUUUUCCCCAAAUCCAUAGAAAGCGAUCGCAGCCAUUGAAACACCACUGAAUUACAGAGGUGUUACGAAAUAAUCAUAUUUUUGAAGUGAAAGAAAACAGGUUGCCUGGGAUGGAAACAACCCAACCUCCAAUUUAAGUAGCAGCUUUCGAAAGCUCCAGUUCUUUAUUUAUACAAGAUAGCUGGUGUUAGUCGGACACCAAGUGCUAGUCUGGAUGGAGAAAAAGGGAAGUACACGGAAGAAAAAAAAAAGUAUCGGAUUCUUUCUGACCCCCUCCCCCUUAUUUCUAACUGGAGGACAUCACGUGUGUCAACAGGAAUUUCGAGACCUUUCAUUCUUUAGGUUAUGUCCUGAUUUAUACAGGGACAUUCUUAAAUAACCCAAAGAUUUAUUUUUUUUUUUUUUUUUUUUGUUCUUCUUCUAUGAGGAAUAUUCAUUUCAGAUCUGUAGCAUCGUGUUAAGCAUGGCGGGGGGAUGGGUGGGGGGCGGCAGAGAGUGGUGUCUGGAGCUUAGUACUGUUAUUUCUGCUAAAAGAAGGAAAUGUUGGGGGAUUCCUGGUUCCUGGUGCAGAGCUUCCCCGGAGGAAGUGAGAGUAAGAUUAACUUUAAGGACUUUUUUUAUUUUUUAAAUUAGGGUUAGCUUCUCCUGGAGUUUAUACACAAGGCCGAGGGGAAAGUGCUCCAGUUAAGUCGACAUUUCCCCUUCAGAUGUAAUUAAUGUGCUUUCUUUCAAACCCAGGAACGUUCAAAAGUGAGUAGCACCGAAAGGCAUUAAUACAGCCGAGAAAUGUCACAGCCCCCGCCCCCGAAUAUUGGUGUUAGCAUGUUUGAUAGGGAUCCAGUCAGAGACUUUUCAUUAUAGACUUCGGGGGAAAUAAAGUAAUUUUAUUGUGUCUCGACAACCUCAUAAAUACAUAUUUGGUGGUGGGUGUAAUUACUGUAAUGGAUUAUUAUGUACACUGACUUAUCUUUCUUAAACUAGAUUUAGUUUCGAUUAAAUAAACUCGUUUCCACUUUGUCUGA